Molecule: messenger RNA, 1638 nt
Organism: Ascochyta rabiei
Lineage: Eukaryota; Fungi; Ascomycota; Dothideomycetes; Pleosporales; Didymellaceae
Exons: 2
Coding region: 1-1638 (545 amino acids)
Biological process (GO): negative regulation of transcription by RNA polymerase II
Cellular component (GO): Sin3-type complex
Molecular function (GO): histone deacetylase binding
Source: RefSeq, a predicted model, not a curated record
AUGGUCCGUAAUGGCAGCCCUGAGCCGGCGGACAAUUUCCCGCUCGGCCACUCUGCCACCUCCCCACAGCCGCAACCCUCGAAGCGCGACAAGAGGCGCAACAUGCUGGCCGAGAAGCUGUCUGAGAUGAUGGCCACCUUCUCAGACAACCGCGACAGCCACUAUAGAGCCCAGCUUGCUGCGCUACAGGCCGACAUCAACCUCAUCAUGAAGGCCGAUCCCUAUAAGAACGAGCCACUCGAGGAUAACGGGGAGGAAGCCUCUGAGCUGAUCGCGCAGAUCAUGGGCAACAACGUGCCAACUGCGCCCAGUGCUGGCACCGACUACGUUGCGCAGUGCGGCAAGCACUACUCGCGCUUUGUGGAUGCCGUCAACGACGCCAUGGAGGAGCGCGACUACAACCUCACGAUGCUUUACAACAAGCACGAGAACAGUAAGAACGAAAUCGAAAACUCGCAUCUGUACAAGGUCAGGAUCGCAGAGGAGGAGCACAAAUACCUUGCAGCCACCGUUCGCGAACGCCUCAUGGCAAGCAUACAGCAGCGCUCCAACAAGCUGAGGCGUGAGAAGGAGCAGCUCGACAUCUCCGACAGCAACGCCAUGCUCCUGCACCCCAACCAGUUCAGCAUCGGCCACCCCGCCAGCCCGGGUGGGCCACAAGCUCCGCGCAAGACCAGACGAACAGGACAUAAGUUUGGAGGGGAGGCUGAAGAGGCCGCAGUAGCGGCAGAGAAGUCGCGCAAACGCAAACUGUUUGAUGAGAAUGAGAUCGACUCGCCGGGCCCCUCUGGCCGCAACGUCGAAGCAGGCAAUGCCUCGCCCUACCGCGAAGCCAAGGCACGCACCAUGCACACACAAUUCGAGGCCUCUGCCUACUCCCUCGACCGUCUCUUCACCGAAAAGGAACUUAAUAUGGCCAUGACCAAGGCGACGAAUGCAGCCUCCCACUUCUUCGCCAAGAUGAGGCCGAACGAAGCCUCCAACACCGAAGCCACGACUAACGGGCACGCCCAGACCAACGGCGACCACGCCUCCGAGAAUGGUGAUCUCCCCGAUGCAGACCAGGACUCAGACGAAGUUCCUGGCGCUACAGACAUGGCUCGCCAAGUCUCGUCCAACCCGCAUGCAACACGCGGCGCCACGCGCUCAACAACGUCAAUAACAAACGGCCAAAUACCGUUCAUAUACAACCCGCCUUUCGUCCUCGACGCCAAGAUCUUUCAGAAAGUCAACGCCUCGGCGCCCACACCACCACCUCUUGCGCCGCAAGAUGUAGACCAAGAUUUGAAGCUGAUGCUAAGAGAAGCACAACCAGACGACGAGCUCAACGAAAGGCUGCUACAGGCGGCAUGUCAGCCAAUCAAAGCAAGAGACUAUCAAAUCCAACCACCAGGGUUUCAGGAGCCAGUCAAUGAGAUCACAAGCCACGUCCGGACCGUAGUGCCUCACCUCGAAGUUGGAGCAAUGGGCGGCGUGCCAAUGAGCGCGCAGAGUAGUAUGGCUGGGUACAGCGACGCCGGGGGAAGCACACCAUUGGGGCGGUACGUAGAGAGCAGCACAUCCGGCCACGGUGGCAGUGUACCCAUGGCCAGAACAGCGAGCGGGAGAGGAAGGGCUAGGGGACGAGGCGCUGGCUGA